UCCACCUUAUUAUCAUCCAAAACUAUGAAGGUUUUCACUUUCAUCGCCUGGCUCCUCGUAGCCAUAGCUCUAGCCCGUCCAACCGUAGAGGGAACAAUGAGCAGCAACAACGGUACUUUAACGUCACUCAAUGCUGUUUCCCUCAUCAGCAUCGACGAAUCUCUCAAGAAGGAACGGAAAUGCCCGAUAGACCCUUGCGAUGGGGCCUGCAAUUUUUGGGCUGUGCUUUUCACCUGGGGCGCCAGCUGUGUCAUUUGUGGAAUUCAUCACCGUGAUUGCUAUAAUUAA
Messenger RNA from Pyricularia grisea, 288 nucleotides. RefSeq lists its product as uncharacterized. The transcript is spliced from 2 exons. Lineage: Eukaryota; Fungi; Ascomycota; Sordariomycetes; Magnaporthales; Pyriculariaceae. The record is from RefSeq and is a predicted model, not a curated record. The coding region runs from base 25 to 288 and encodes 87 amino acids.